Molecule: messenger RNA, 2265 nt
Organism: Caenorhabditis remanei
Lineage: Eukaryota; Metazoa; Nematoda; Chromadorea; Rhabditida; Rhabditidae
Exons: 8
Coding region: 1-2265 (754 amino acids)
Biological process (GO): mismatch repair
Cellular component (GO): MutLalpha complex
Molecular function (GO): ATP hydrolysis activity; ATP-dependent DNA damage sensor activity; mismatched DNA binding
Source: RefSeq, a predicted model, not a curated record
AUGGGGUUAAUCCAACGUCUACCACAAGACGUGGUGAAUCGAAUGGCAGCUGGUGAAGUGCUCGCCAGACCGUGUAACGCAAUCAAGGAGCUCGUCGAGAAUUCAUUAGACGCCGGUGCCACCGAAAUCAUGGUUAAUAUGCAGAAUGGGGGUCUGAAGCUUCUUCAAGUGUCGGAUAACGGGAAAGGCAUCGAGCGGGACGAUUUCGAUCUCGUUUGUGAGCGAUUCGCCACGUCGAAACUUCAGAAAUUCGAAGAUUUGAUGCACAUGAAGACGUACGGAUUCAGAGGAGAGGCAUUGGCUUCGUUGAGCCACGUGUCGAAAGUGAAUAUUGUUUCGAAGAGAGAAGAUGGGAAAUGCGCGUAUCAGGCUAAUUAUUUGGAUGGAAAAAUGCUGGCACCGACGAAACCAGCAGCCGGAAAAAACGGGACAUGCAUCACGGCGACCGAUCUUUUCUAUAAUCUUCCGACACGUCGAAACAAGAUGACAACUCACGGAGAAGAGUCGAAAAUGGUUCAUGACACCAUUCUUCGAUUCGCCAUUCAUCGACCAGACGUCUCAUUCGCGCUCCACCAGAAUCAAUCAAGUGAUUUUCGAACGAAAGGCGACGGAAAUUUCCGGAAUGUUGUGUGCACUUUGUUGGGAAGAGAUUUGGCGGAUACGGUGCUGCCACUAUCCCUUGAAUCGACUCGUCUGAAAUUCAAAUUCACUGGAAACGUAUCGAAACCAAUCGCCUCCGCCACGUCGAAAAAUUCUCAAAAUCGAAAAACGAGUCGUUCAUUCUUCAGUGUCUUCAUCAACGGACGAAGUGUUCGGUGUGAUAUUUUGAAGCAUCCGAUAGACGAAGUCCUUCAGAAUCGUUCUCUAUUCUGUCAAUUCGUGGCACUUCAUCUGGAAAUCGAUGAGACACGAAUUGAUGUAAAUGUGCAUCCGACGAAGAGUUCUGUGAUUUUUCUAGAGAAAGAGGAGAUUAUUGAGGAGAUUCGGGAGUAUUUCGAGAAGUUUGUCAGCGAUAUUUUUGGAUUCGAGCCAAGGGGAAAUGUGAAAGACGAGGAGGAUCAGGAGGCGGAGUUCUCAUUUUCACAAGUUCCGAUAAUCAAUAUGCAAUCGAUUAAAUCGAUCGAAGCGAUCAGAAGACCCUCUGUUUCCAAUGAAAAAGAAUUCAAACCAAGCCCAACAUCGUGGAAAACCGAAAAGAAACGAGUAGAUCACAUGGAAGUCCGAACGGAUGCAAAAGAACGAAAAAUCGACGAAUUCGUUGUGAGAUGUCCUGGACUGAAAAGACCUCGAACGGAUUCAGAAGACGUUUUUCGGGACGAAGAAGAAGACGUCGAUGAACGGAUUCAGAGGAAUCUAGAGUUCAAUGAUGAGGUGUCGAUGGUGUCGGUGGCGAGUACGGUGGAUAGACGAUUGAAUGAAUCACAGGAUUUGGGGGAGGAUGAAGAGUUGGAGUGUGCGACAACUCACCGUGAAUUCCAAUUCGAAUCCCUCGAAACUCUCCGCAAACAAAUCGUCUCGAAUGCCUCCCUUUCCCUCCGUGAACUCAUCAGAACCAGCACUUUCGUCGGCUCAAUCGACCCGGAGACCGUCCUGAUUCAAUUCGGCACUUCACUAUUCCAAAUGAAUUUCUCCGCGGUUCUCCGCGAAUUCUUCUACCAAAUCUCCAUUUUUUCAUUUGGAAAUUAUGGAUCGUAUCGGUUGGACGAUGAGCCACCGGCAGUCAUCGAACUAUUGGAAUUGAUUGGGGACGUGAGUAAAACCGAUGAGAAUUAUAAGGAUUUCGGAGUAUUCUGUGAUGAGGGAGCGAGGAUCGAAGCAGAGAUUUUAUUGGCUCAACAUUCGGAGUUGCUUCAUGAUUAUUUUGCGAUUAAAAUGGAAUGGAUUGGCGAAAUACCAGAUGAGAGGAGACUCCACGUCACAGAGAUUCCGUCGCUUGUCCAUCAUUAUGUACCGCAACUCGAAAAACUUCCAUUCCUCAUCGCCUCUCUAAUUUUGGACGUCGACUAUGAUGAUGAGCAAAAAUGUUUCGAAUCGAUCUCUCGUGCUAUCGGAGAUCUCUUCACAAUUCACACUCAUUUCAUAACCGCCGAGAAGAAGGUGUCAGAAUUCUCGACGAUGCACUGGAAGCCACUCAUCAAACAGAUACUAAUGCCACUUGUCAAACGGAAAUUCAUCCCUCCCGAGCAUUUUAAGGAGCGGGAAGUUAUUAAACAACUCGCAGAUUCUCAUGAUUUAUACAAAGUUUUUGAGAGAUGUGGAUCUUGA